Messenger RNA from Poecilia latipinna (sailfin molly), 4405 nucleotides. It is a transcript of the gene ccdc18, whose product is annotated as coiled-coil domain containing 18. The transcript has 26 exons. The record is from RefSeq and is a predicted model, not a curated record. NCBI's taxonomy places the organism in Eukaryota, Metazoa, Chordata, Actinopteri, Cyprinodontiformes, Poeciliidae. Bases 168 to 4112 code for a protein of 1314 amino acids.
ACUAAAAUUACAAACCGUUCUGCCUCGAUUUCCAGUAACCCGAGAGAUUUAUUGAAAUAUAGUUCAGAAACAAAUGCUUUUACCUUCUUAUCCUCCGGUCAUGUAAGCCUGAUCCAGGGAGCUGAGCUCUGCCACCAGAGUGUGGGACAGAAACUGAGCCUGUAGGGAUGGCGUCUGCUGCUGCGAGAAAGAAAGGCGGCUGUGUUCGCCAGGAGAACGCCUGCCUGAUCACAGAUGAGCAGUUCCGCAGCAACCUGGACGCCCUGCAGUUUGAACCAGAAGCUUCCGAUCUGCAGGUCCAUCACAGCCUCUCCAAGGUCAUGGUUAGCAGCAGCAUGGCGGCCAUGAGCGAACACAUCCAUCAGCUGGAAGCUGAGCUGGAGGCUCAGACUGAGGAACUGAAGGCAGCGGAGCUGAGGGCGGAGUCCUGCCAGGAAGCUGCCGCUCACAGUGAGGCUGUGGUCGCCACGGUUACCGAGGAACUGAGGACGCUGAGAGAGGAGCUGGAGAGCAGAACAGUGACAGGAAAGAGAGCUGAGCAGCAGAGGAACCAAGCUCUGCAAAAUGCAGAGAAACUCAAAGAAGCUUUCGAUGAUUACAAAGACACAUUUUCCAUGAAACUCCAAAAGGUGGUGGAGAGUGAGAUUAUGCUGAAGGAGAGUCUGAUGGAGUCCAACAGAGAAAAGCAGGAGUUGGAGGUGAAGUUUUCUGUGCUGGAAAAGGAGCGAGCUGAGCAGAGCCAAACGGUUAGCCAGCUGCAGGAGGAGCUGAGGCAGGGCGGAGCGGCUGCGGCUCUCCUCCAGGCCCAGCUGGAGCAGGCGGUGCGCAGAGCCUCCCAGCUGGAGCAGCAGCUCUCAGAGCGGGGGGCCGAGUGCAAGGAGGCGGCCUCCGUGCGCAGGGAGGUGGAGGAGCUGCGGACGCUGACCCGUGACCAGGAGCAGAAGAUGACCCAGACCCAGGCUGAGCUGUCCGCCCUGGAGGCCGUCCUGGCUCUGCUGCACCUGCAGGAGGCUCCUGCAGGACCAAUCUGCUCCAGUCCAUGCAUGCUGCCCCCAGUGGACUAUUCAGGAGCUGCACAUCUGCUGAAGCUGAAGCCAGGUGAGGGCUACCAGCAGCUGCUGCGGGUCCUGCAGGUGAAGGAGGCCGAGCGGCUCAAACAGCAGAGCCAGAAGGAGCGUCUGCACGAGCGUCUGAGCAGAGCCCAGGAGGAGAUCUCCUCCCUGCAGAGCUCCAUGGCCCAGAGAGCCUCCCACUACCAGAACCUCCACACGGAGCUGCUGGAGCGGGGCAGUCAGGCCACCGACGCUCAGAAAGAGUUAAAAAGAAAAAGCGCUCGGGUCGCUGCGCUGGAGAAACAGCUGCAGGAAAAAAGCUCUGCAUACAGUCUGGCCGCUCUGAAGAACACCGAGCUGGAAAACGAGCUGAAGGAGAAGAGCAGCAGCGUUCAGCACUACCAGGGUCUGAUGAGCAGAAAGCAGAAGGAGCACCAGAAGGCUCUGGAUCAGUGCAAACAGACUCACUCUAAGCAGCUGGCUGAGCAACAGCAUAGGAUAGAAAUGCUGCAGCUGUCUGUGGAGGAGAGCCUGACCCAGAUGUUGGAACUGGAACAGCAGCUGGGUUCUGUUCAGAUGGAGCGGGACAAGGCUCAGAAAGCUGCGCUGCUGCUGCAGACCUCUGUGGAUCGGCUCACAGAGGAGAAGCAGGUCAAAGUUCGACGCAACCAGGAGAUGCUGCAGAGUUUCAAAGAUCAGGCUUCUCACUCUGCCACCAUGAUAUCUGAGCUGCAAUCCUGCCUGUCGGUGUGCAAAGAGGAGCUGAACUCGUACCUGCAGCAAAUGGAGGAGCUGAAGAGGAACCAUGAGACGGAGCUGCAGAGGAAGAAUGAAAAGAUGUCUUGUCUGCAGGAGAAGCUGCACAGCACCAGCCUGGUCUGUCAGAGCUCCAGUGAGCAGAACCUGCAGCUGCAGGAGUCUCUGCAGCAGCAGCAGACCAUGCUGACCGAGAGCACGGCUCGGGUCUCUGAGCUGGAGGAGAGCCAGAGCCAUCUGCAAAGACAGGUGUCUGGUUUGGAGCAGCAGCUGGAGCGAACGUGGGCUUCUCUACAAGAUGAGGUCCGGAGCAGAGGCCUGGAGGCCCAGGCUGCGGAGAGAAACCUACAGGAGACGACCGAACAGAACACACAACUCUCCAAAUCCAUCAGUCAUCUCAGAUUGAAGAUGGAAAAGCUGGAGGUGGAGCUGGAGCACCUGAGGAGCCAAGUGGCUGCAAAGGCAGAGCAGAUCAUCGGCUUGGAGCAGAACCUGCAGCACACCCAGAGCCAAGUCAUCAGCAAGACCUCCAAAGUUGAGGAACUUGAGGAGAAGCUCCAUCGCUGUGAGGAGGAGCGGCUCUGCAGCAUGCAGAGAGUAAAGGUCCUGGAGGGCGAGCUGCGCUCUGUGCAGGCGGAGCUGGACGACACCGUGGAGCGGGUACAGGAGCUGCAGGACGACCUACAGAGGACCCAGACCGUCUCUGACCAACGGCAAGCCCAGGUGGACAAACUGGGCGUGAGGCUGAGUGAGACCCAGAGGGAGUUGGAGGAGAGAACUCAUGAGGUCUUGGACAUGGACAACGCCCUGAAAGAAAGACAGGAGGAGCUCCAGCAGAGAGCCAAGCUGCUCAGCCAGUUGGACGAAGCCAUCAGGGAGCACAAGCUGGAGAUGGACAGGAAGGUGGAGGUCCUGCAGCAGGAGCUAACGCAAAGAAAUGCCAAGGAGACAGAGGAGCUCAGCCAGCAGCUGUCUGAGUGUAAGCAACGGCUUCAGAAGGCCCUGGACGAACUGGAAGCGAGUCGGCGUGACCGUGACGCUCUGAGCAGAGAGCUGGACGCCACCAAGCUGCAGAUCAGGGAGACGGAGACCCAGCUGCGCAGCGUAGUGGAGGAGCUACUUCGAAAGGAGUCUGGGUGGCUGCAGGAGGAGGAGCGGCUGCAGAGCACGCUCUCUGCUCUGGAGCAGGAGCUGGAACUGGAGAAGGAGCAGCACAGUAAAGAGCUGGAGUCUCUGCAGCAAACGCGGGGCCAGCUCCUCAAAGUGUCGGAACAGAUCUCCUCCACCAUGCGCUCGUCCCAGGAGCAGCUCACCGCCACGCUCCAGCAGAGCCAGGCCCAGCUGGAGGAGGCCAGGGCGCAGUGCAGCCGGGUCAAAGCCCAGCUGGACCAGGCCGAGAUCGAGCUGGACUACAGCCACAGCCAGGCCAGCCACCUGCAGGCGCAGCUGGACCAGAGCCAGGCGCAGCUGCUGCAGAGCAGAACCGAGCUGGAGGACAGCAGGGUUCUGUGUGAGCAGACCAGAGUCCAGAGCAGCCACCUCCAUGCGCAGCUGGAGCUGCUCUCCGCGCAGCUUCAGCAAAGCCGAGCGCAGGUUUCCCAGCUCCAAACUCGGCUCCAAGCCUCGGAGAAGUCUGCAGAGAUGUCCGUCGAUUCGCUGCUCAUCAAGGAGUCAGAGGUGACCCGCCUCCAGGCUCGGAUCUCCAGUCUGGGACGAGCAGCAGAGAGAAAGAGCCUCUGCAGCCACUCUGCCUCCGUCACUGAGCCUCCGGAGCCCUCCUUCUCCUCUCAGCCGUCUCUUCCUUCCUUCAGACUCCUACCGGCCUCCAUCCACUUGUCUCCACGCUCUCACCCGGCGCCCCUGUGCUCCCCGACACACGACUGGCCUCAGAGCGCCAGCUUACACUCCUCUACGGACUUCCCUCACAACCUUAGGGGGGCGCUGAUCAGGGAGCUGUGGGACUCUUCCUCUGCGUCUGGUUCGACGUUCCCAGGGUCGGCUGACCAAAGCUGGCGGGGCCUCAGCACCACCGAGGCCUCGGCGACGUCCAAUGCCUCGUUCGACCCGCUCACGUACUUGGGGGACAAACCCAACGAUGCAGACGUCCACGCAGAGGCACCGGUGGGACGGCAGGGGGAUUACCAGCCGCUCACUGAGUCCAGGAGGGAGUCGGAGGGGACUCUGAUGGGAGAGGACGAGGGAGAGGUGGACAUGAGUUCACUGACCGGGAUGCUGAGGUUUGUGAAUCAGACUCUCGCCAUGCAGCAGGAUCCGUCUCCAUGGAGCCCCAUAAAGCAGACCUGACUCUCUGCGACUCUGCAGGGAUCUGACUGCAUGGGGAGCACAGCAGCCAACCUAAAAUGUUGGUUGGUGUGUAUUUAUAAACCUUUUCCAUGUUUUGUCCCUUUAUGUGUUAGUGAUCAAGAUAAAUUAUUAGAGCAUGUUUAUGUGACCUCUUUAAUUGCACUUAGUAAAACAUGGAUUCUUUAGUUCAGCAGAAUGUAGCAUUUGCAUUUUAUUUAACAUUGUUAACUACUGUUUGUAAAUGUGAAUAGUUUUCUUAUUAAAAUCUGCCAAUUAAAGAGUUUUUACAUAAA